Oncorhynchus keta (chum salmon) is the source of this 1209-nucleotide messenger RNA. Its product is annotated as autotransporter adhesin BpaC-like. The record is from RefSeq and is a predicted model, not a curated record. NCBI's taxonomy places the organism in Eukaryota, Metazoa, Chordata, Actinopteri, Salmoniformes, Salmonidae. The transcript is spliced from 4 exons. Bases 124 to 1209 code for a protein of 361 amino acids.
UAGAAGGGUCUUGGAUUCCUUUGUAAGGCGCAGCAAAAAAGACAAUCAGAUACAAUAUCAGGGAUCUUCUGGUAAGGCUGCUGGCUACCAUUAGUUCUGAAUACUGAGGAUUUGAGGAGAAAAAUGGCUGUGAGUUUUGAGAUGUCUUUGAGAAUUUCUUGGAUUUGUUGCCUGCUAAUUGGAGGGAUAACCUGUUAUCCUCCACCUAAAGGUAAUUAUAGAUAUAUUCCCCAAAAUCAAUUAAAAGGAAUUGGCCACAAAGCAGCGGUAGCUACCGGAUCCCGUGCCUCGGCAGGUGAAGCUACCAGAUCCCGUGCCUCGGCAGGUGAAGCAGCCACCCGUAAUGCCACUGCAAGCGUCACGACUGGCCCAAAUACCUUAGGUGGAGCAACCGGAUCCCGUGCCUCAGAAGCAGUCACCCACAAUGCCUCAGCAAGCGUCACGACUGGCCCAAAUACCUUAGCUGAAGCAACUGGCCACAAUGCUUCAUCAAGCGCCACGACUGGCCCAAAUGCCUUAGGUCAAGCAGCUGGCUAUAGUGCCUCGGCAGAGGAAGCAACUGGCCACAGUGUCGCGCAAGCGGCCACCCAUAAUGCCUCGGCAAGUGUGGCAACUGGCCCAAAUACCUUAGGUGAAGCAACUGGCCACAAUGCUUCAUCAAGAGUCACGACUGGCCCAAAUACCUUAGCUGAAGCAACUGGCCACAAUGCUUCAUCAAGCGCCACGACUGGCCCAAAUGCCUUAGGUCAAGCAGCUGGCUAUAGUGCCUCGGCAGAGGAAGCAACUGGCCACAGUGUCGCGCAAGCGGCCACCCAUAAUGCCUCGACAAGUGUGGCAACUGGCCCAAAUACCUUAGGUGAAGCAACUGGCCACAAUGCUUCAUUAAGCGCCACGACUGGCCCAAAUGCCUUAGGUGAAGCAACUGGCCAUGGUGCCUCGGCAGCGGAACCAACUGGCCACAGUGCCAUGCCAGCGGCCACCCAUAAUGCUUUGGAUGCGGCCACCCACAAUGCUUCAUCAAGCGUAACGACUGGCCUAAAUACCUUAACUGAAGCAACUGGCCACAAUGCUUCAUCAAGCGCCACGACUGGCCCAAAUGCCUUAGGUGAAGCAACUGGCCAUGGUGCCAUGCAAGCGGCCACCCAUAAUGCCUCGGAAGUGGCCACCCAUAAUGUCAAGCGUCACGACUGGCCCAAAUACCUUAGUUAA